Molecule: messenger RNA, 1029 nt
Organism: Elgaria multicarinata webbii
Lineage: Eukaryota; Metazoa; Chordata; Lepidosauria; Squamata; Anguidae
Product: free fatty acid receptor 2-like
Exons: 1
Coding region: 1-1029 (342 amino acids)
Biological process (GO): cellular response to fatty acid; G protein-coupled receptor signaling pathway
Cellular component (GO): plasma membrane
Molecular function (GO): G protein-coupled receptor activity
Source: RefSeq, a predicted model, not a curated record
AUGGUUCCCAAAAAUGUUGUCCUUCCCAUCUACAUCUUUGCCUUUGUGAUUGGCUUCCCAUCCAAUCUUCUGGCCUGCUACUCGUUCCUGAGGAAAGUGCGCCAGAAGCCCAUAGACAUCCUCUUGCUCAACUUGACCAUCUCUGACCUUUUCCUUCUGAUCUUUCUGCCCUUCAAGAUGGUUGAAGCUGCCAAUGACAUGACAUGGCCUCUCCCUGCAUUCCUUUGCCCCUUGACCAACUUCUUUUUCUACAGCAGCACCUACAUCAGCACCCUCUUCCUCAUGGGGGUCAGCGUGGAACGCUACCUGUGCAUCGCCUAUCCUAUCAAGCACAAGUUUUACUGUAGGCCAACUUAUGCCAAAGUGGCCAGCCUCGUUUUCUGGUUGCUAGCCUCUUCGCACUGUGCCAGCAUUAUUUACAUUGUUGAAUAUGGUAAUGGGACCCAGUGGAAUCCUAACAACAACUACACGUGCUACAAGAAAUUCACCAAAAUCCAGCUCAAGAUCCUCCUCCCUUUCCGACUGGAAUUCAGCCUUGUCCUCUUCUGCCUCCCAUUCAUCAUCACCCUUUUCUGCUAUAUCAACAUUAUCCGCAUCAUGACCUCUAUGCCCAACAUCAAGCCUCAUAAGAAGCAACGGGCCGUGGGCCUCGCCGUGGCCACUAUACUGAAUUUUGCCAUCGCCUUUGGUCCCUACAAUAUUUCCCACAUUGUGGGCUUCAUUCGGAAGAAAAGCCCUCCCUGGAGACAUGUGACCUUCUUCCUCACCUCUCUCAACACCACCUUGGAUCCCGUCAUCUUCUUCUUCUCUUCUGCCACCAUUCGCCAGGCCAUUUCUGACCGUUGGCUCACCCUGCAUUACAAACGCCCAGCAGUUCCAUCACCAUGCAGUCUGAUUUGCUGCAAGAUUUCUGGAGACAAAUAUGAAGAAUCUGUCGCUGGUCAAUUAUCUGAUUCAGUUCUCCCCAGUAUUCUGGCAGGGUCUCGCAACCCCAAUCCUUCUACAUCUCAGCAAACAUCGGAGAUCUGA